AGACCUUUGAGGUUCUGAUGAGGCAGGCGGAGAAUCACACCAACGUGGUCCUCCAGGUGUCUUAUCAGAAAAUAGCUGAUCCUGCUGCUGGCACGGUGAGGGAGCUCUUCACCGACGUCGGCCUCUUCCUGCUGGGCUCCGAGCUCGACGUCGAUGAGUUUGUGCAGCGCUUCUUCGACGCCCUCCUCCCGCUGGUCUACGAUCACUACAUAAGCCCCGGCGUCGGCGACGCGUCGCCGGGCCACGCCGAGUGUGUGAGGUCACUUAACCGGGUUAUCAAACCGUUUGGUGCGGCGCCGGACCUCCUCGCCGAUCAGAUUGCUGCCUCUGGGGUGUCCGGGAAGCUGCUGCUGCAGGCCCUGCACCUCGGCAUCGAGGUCAUCAAUACCACAGACCAUUUACAGCUGAGCCGUGAAUGCAGGCGGGCCCUGCUCAAGAUGCAGUACUGUCCUCAUUGUCAGGGCAUCACCCAUUCCAAGCCGUGCAUGGGCUACUGCCUCAACGUAAUGCGGGGGUGCCUGGCCAGCAUGGCGGAGAUCGACGCCCACUGGAGGGAGUUUGUUCGCUCGCUGGAGGGCCUGUCAGCGAGGAUGCAUGGAGCUCAGGAUUUGGAGCAAGUGCUUCUGGGAGCUCACACGAUGCUUCACGAUGCUAUCGGGCACGCUCAGAAAAAUGGACCUCGCCUCACAGCGCAGGUUCACAAACUGUGCAGCCCACCAAUCAGGAAGCCCGCUCAGUCGGUCAGCAUCCAGGACGCGAACAGCAGAGUCUCCAUCCCACUGAAAGCUCUGAACAGGCGAUCGGAAGAUUCGCUGUCUGUCAUGAGGAAGGACUUUCUGAAGACUCUGCGUGCCUUCAGCACAUUCUACGGCGGCCUGGCGGAUCAGAUGUGUUUGCAGGAGCUGUCGUCUGGUGACGGGGUGCCCUGCUGGAACGGGACCAACAUUGUGAAGAGCUAUACACGGCGUGUAGUUGGCAAUGGAAUCAGAGCCCAGAGUACUAACCCUGAAGUCAAAGUGAAAGGAGAGGACCCUGUAAUAAACCAGAUCAUCGACAAACUGAAACACAUCAAUCAGUUGUUGCAAGGAAAGACCAUCCCUAAAUUGGGAUCACUGGACCAGAUUGAAACAGGAAGUGGGGAUUCAGAAGGACAUUCCAGCGGCGACUGUGAUGAUGAGGAUGGGUGUGCAGGUUCAGGUGGCAGUGAGAUGAACAGGAAAAACUCCAGAAUGAGUCCAGAUGUGACCAGUGAUUACAAACAUCAUCAUUAUCAUCAUCCACCUGCCAAGGAUUCAGAAAUAGAUGGCAACUCUCGCAGCCUCAGACUGACUGCAGCCGUCUGGGUCCUAGUAUUGCCUUGCUUACAUAUGAUCUUGGACUUGUAAAAGCUGUCUCUUUGCACCGUUGAAGAUUAAAUUUAGACUUUAAGCUUGUGAGGCCCAAGAAAAAAAGCCAUUGGACCUUCAAUAGUUACCAUACAACUUGGACAGAGCCUCUGCUGAGCUAAGUGUAAAAUUGCAUAUCUUGUCUUGAGUGUACAAGUUAUUUUUAAUAAGGUAAUGGGCAUUUAUAAACACUGACAAUGACAUAUUUAUAAUAGGGAUGAUAAGUAAAUAACUAUGUUGUAAAUGUUUGUUCUGAAAUGAAUCGCAUUACUGUACAUUUAGUAAAUACUCUGUAAAUAUGUAUGCAAUGCUGUGCUUCUGCAAAGUACAGUACAGAUUGUUUUGAAAAGGAAUCGAUUUCUCCUGCAGCUGCAAUAUUUGUAUAUGGUGAAAUUGAGUUUUUAUAAAAGGCUGUCAUAACAAUUACUCUGUGUGAAAACUGGCACCCAUUUUCUAUGCAAAAAUGUUUUAUGUGCAUAAAAAGCCUUAGUAAACCAUAA
Molecule: messenger RNA, 1885 nt
Organism: Fundulus heteroclitus (mummichog)
Lineage: Eukaryota; Metazoa; Chordata; Actinopteri; Cyprinodontiformes; Fundulidae
Gene: gpc5a
Product: glypican 5a
Biological process (GO): regulation of protein localization to membrane; cell migration; positive regulation of canonical Wnt signaling pathway
Cellular component (GO): extracellular region; cell surface; plasma membrane
Source: RefSeq, a predicted model, not a curated record